Molecule: messenger RNA, 2255 nt
Organism: Schistosoma turkestanicum
Lineage: Eukaryota; Metazoa; Platyhelminthes; Trematoda; Strigeidida; Schistosomatidae
Source: the annotation of a GenBank genome assembly
AACAGUCGAGUGGCUAGACAUCCAUCCAUUGGACAUUACCGAAUACCUGGAACCGUACCAAAAGAACAAGAAUCGAGCGCGAAGAAAUCGAAUUGGUUUACACUAGCUCGUGAAAAAGAUAUUGGAUAUUGAACUCAGUCAGCCAAUCACCAAUUGUAACGAGAAUUUCUCCUUGACUUCUGGGAGGGUAAUUCGGGAUUGCGGAUUAAAGCAAAUAAGAUUUUUCGUGUUUGUGCAAUAGGCAAAAUAGUCAUGGAAGACUUCCAAAAGGCAUUAGAUAACUUCCAAAACGACUGGUUACAGCUGCAGAAAAAGCAUUCAUCACUGAGCAUGUCACUAUAUAAGCUUAGGGAAGAAGAAACAAGUUGUGUUCAUAGUGUUAAACAUUGUCGAAACUAUAUGAAACUUUUGAAGCGUGAGAUCGAAAGUCUUCAAAAGAAUGCCACAGGUGAUGAAAGUACCAUUCUUGAAAAAGCCAAACUAGAUAUCCUAAAAAAAGAAUACCUUUUACGGGAUAUUGAGGAUGUUCUGCCUCGCACAGCAGGCUUGUACUUGCGUAUCGUACUUGGAGCUCUCAACAUAUCGUUUAGUAACAAGGAGGAUAAAUUCAGAUACAAAAAUGAUUAUGAAAGAUUUAAAAUCAUUAUUUCAGGAAUAUGUGCGUUUUUGGCAUUUCUACUAUACUUUUUCGUUCAGAAUAGAAUUGUGGAUACUAUUUUUCAUGCUCUAUUAGUUUGGUACUAUUGUACAUUAACUAUUCGUGAACGUAUUCUUAUUGCUAAUGGAUCACGUAUUAAAGGAUGGUGGAAUAUUGUGCAUUUUUUAUCAACAGCCAGUUCUGGAAUUAUACUUAUCUGGCCUAGAUCUCGUUCAUAUGAUGAAUUUCGUGACCAAUUUAUGCUAUUUUGUUUAUACUUAAAUCUUGUUCAUUUUAUACAAUUUCAAUAUCAAAUAAGUUGCUUGUAUAAACUUCGUACUUUAGGUUGUCGACAUCCAAUGGAUAUAACUGUUGAUGGUUUCAUGUCAUGGAUGUUUCGUCGGAUUACAUUUGUUCUACCUUUUCUAUUUGUAGUAUACGGUUUUGAAUUAUAUAUGGCUUAUAAUUUAUAUGUAAUAUCUCAACAAAGUUAUUGUCAUGAAUGGCAGGUCCUUGUUGUAUCAAUUAUUUUUUUUAUUCUUGCAAUGGGCAGUAUUGUAACAGUGUUACAAGUGAUACGUCAAAAGAUCUCGACACCACCACCUGUUGUACUACAUGAUCAUUUAAUGAAAAAGUAUAGUUUUGCUUUACCAACGGAAAAAUUCAAUAAUACAUUGGACGAAUUCACCACCGGUAAUGGUGAUACAACCAAAGAGAAAGUUAUCACGUGAUUUUCCAGUGUGUGUGUGUGUGUGUGUGUGUGUACAUACCCAUGUUCACUUGCUGAAUUGAAUACUUUAUUCAAUUGAUCAACAAUGCUGAGACAAAAUCACAUAUAUCCAUAUAUAGCUGAUCUCUAUCUCAAAUGUAGUGUGUGUCUGUCUACACAUCGAUCUCUCUGUGAUUAUUCUUGGAGGUCUAUUUUCUUACUACUACUACUACUACGCGCGCUAUCGAAGAACAUACAUGAUUGGCAUAGUUCUGUCAAUUCUUCAAUUAUUAUAAUUUUUUCUCUCUCUCUGUCUGUCUGUUUGCAUACUCCUCUUAUCAACCGAUAUAGACAAGUGACAUUUUUCUCACGUUUUUAUCGAGUUAAACUUGUCCCGCUGUUGUGUAUAAUAAUAAUAAUAUAUGCUAAACGGCGUUUCUCCCUAUCUCUCUCUCUUUCUCUCUUUAUCUAAGCUAAUUAUUAUUUUUGGUCAUAUUCGACCAUCAUGAUUAUCAAAGAUAUAUAUAUAUAUAUAUAUACAUCAAUACUCUUCGAAUGUAUCAUAUUUUUCAUAGAUAUAUAUAUAAUGUGUUUUCCGGGCUUUUGUUUCCUUCCUCCCCCGCCUCCGCACCUUGUUCACAUUGUAUGAAUUAUAUAUAUAUUGUACAUGUUGUUUAGUGUGUAUAUUUCUAUAGUAACUGUUAUUAUUAUUAUUAUUACGAAAAUUAGUGUAAUUUCAACAUUUUCUUUUCACUUGAUGCACAAGGAUGUUCAUUUGUGCGGUUCAUUUGAUAAUGAUCGCCUUUCAGCUUUUUACUUAUAUGACAUUGAACAUUGAAUAUAUAUAAAUAUAUAUAUAUAAAGAAUUGCUUCUCACUAGUCAAUCUUGUAUAACUAACACUUGUUUAG